CGACUUCGGUAGGCUAUCCACGGCCAUAUAAAUAUAUACUUAUUUGAAUUAUAUUUACGUUAAGAAAAAAGAGAACAUUUCUAUUAACAAAAUUAUAAUGGAUUAUUGUUAUACCAGUAUCAUGUGAACUAUAUACAGAUUUAUUCUUCGUUGAGAAGAUAGAAAAUAACUACACAAUGACAACUUUAAAUGGUUUUGUGAAUGAUGAAUUUGUCUUAUCAUUUCUAAUCUUAUCAACUGGAGUUUCAACCACAUCUAUUAUUGCAAUUAGUGAUAAAAAUGAUAAUAUUUUCUGGAACUUGGAUAUUAAGAAUAGUCAUUUUUUAAAAAUUACUUUAACUAAUGAUAUUUUUGAAAUUCAAAUCACAGCUAAUACAUGGAGUUCAAUCGUAUUUUCUCAGUUUUUCAUAAGUCAUAACAAUAUUUACAAUUAUUCUAUAGCUGUUAAUGGAACUGUUCAAUUUUCAAAAGUAAAUACUCAACCAAUGGUUUUCACUGAUCUUAUUUUGUAUACUUUUUUUAAUUGUCUAUUCAAUCCUUCCUUGAAUAUUGGAUCAAUUAAAAAUCUAUCAAUUUACAGUCAAACACAAGUUUUUUGGUCACAGUGGAGUGAGUGGUCACAAUGCAAUUCUUCUUUUAUUAUGACUAAAACCCGAUAUUGCAGCAGUAAUCAAUGGUUGAAUUGCGUAGGAAAUAAUAGUAAGGUUAAAUCAUGCAGUAACCAAGUUUUUUGGGCACAAUGGAGCGAUUGGUCUAAUUGCAGUAAUUCUUAUGGAUUUAUGAACAGAACAAGAGAGUGUAUUGAUUUAAGUAUUGUAGAAUGGAGUUAUUCUAACCAAUCAGAAUUAUUGGAAUAUUCAGAGUUUUUUAUAAUGGAAAAAACCACUUUGUUGUCAAAAGGAAACCUGAUUGCAAUUAUAAAAAGACUUAAUAAAGAAUACUCUAUGUCUUUUGAAUUUAAUCCAACAUCAAUUAAAAAUGUUUAUGGAAAUGUUAUACAUUUGACUAUUGAAAAUGAUAUGUUAACGUAUGGAGAUCGAAUUCCAGCAGUAUUCUUUCUUCCUGGUAUAUCUGGAUUAAAAAUUUGUGCAGCAAUUAACAAUAUUCUUAAUAAUUGUUUAAAUAAAACAUUUUACCUGAAAUUGGGUAUUUGGUCUUCAUUUAAAAUAUCGCAAGAGUUGUUUGAAGGAAAAUAUAUUUACUCAAUUCAAUUAAACAAUGAAACACUUUUAAAUGUCGAAAACCAAGUUGCUAGAGAGUUUUUAAAUGUUAAAGUAUAUGUUUCUGACCCUUGGUAUGAUGUGCAACCUGGUUAUAUUAGAAAUCUAAAAAUAACCAAUGGAAAUCCAGGGACACAGUUCAAUGUAAAUUCUAGUUGUAAUUUUUCUGAAGUUAUGAAUAAAUCAAGUGAGUGUAACAGUCCAAGUUUCAAGAGGAUAUGUGAUGGGCAUAACUUUGAAACAAUUGAAUGUUUAGCACUUUGGUCACAAUGGAGUAAAUGGUCUUGUUGCAAUGCAACAAGUGUUACAACUAGAUCUCGUAAUUGCAGCAAUACUCAAUUAUUAGUUUGUAAGGGAGACUAUAGUGAAGUAAAAACUUGCAACAUUUCAUUUAUAGGUGUUGAAAUAAAUGCUGAGAAGAAUCAACAACAGUAUGAACCAUACAACAUAACUAUAAGCAUAUUCUACUGCAGUGAUGUACAAUUGAUACUUAGUUUUGGUGAUGGAACAACUAUUACAAAUAUAAAAAACAUCAAUGCUUCUACUGCAAAAGGUUAUAUCUACAGUACUAUUCAUAGUUAUUCUGUGUGUCAACAGUUCACAAUCACAGCUAAUAUUUUUGAAAAUGCUGGAAAUACCACCUCUGCAUUAUUCACUAGUUCUAUAAAUGUAACAGUUUUUUGCUUCCUGUCCCCUUUAAAAGUCAUCAAAACACCCCCUGAUUCUCUUGCUGGGUAUGUUCAAUUAUCUUUAAACAAAAAUAUAACAUUAAGCAUCUAUCAAAAAACAGGAUCAAAUAUGAUAUAUUCAAUUGAUUGGGGGGAUGGUUAUUCUACUGCUAAUAAUCAGACUUUAAACUCAAGACCGGUUUCAUUUCAAGUGCAACAUAUGUAUAAAAAUAUAAACAACUACACCAUUUCUGUUGCAUGCAGGAAUUAUUUGCAGACUCUCAGUCCUAUAUUUAUUCAGGUUCAGGUUACAAAUUGUUCUAUGCCUGAAAUACAUUUUUAUUAUGGAACUGUUUACAAUCCAAUGAACAUCAUUAAAAAUGUUGGAAGAGAUUUAACAGCUUUUGUUGAAAGUGUUAGUUCAUUUUGUAAAAAUGAAACAUUUACUUUUGAAUGGAAACUUGCUAGUUCUGAUUUUAAAUCCAAAGUAACUCAACAAAAAGGCAUACUUUCUCAGCAAAAAGUGACUUAUUCAAUUGCCAAAAACUCACUAGAUUAUGGUGUUUAUAUAUUGUCAUUGCAAUGUAAUUAUGGAGAUGCUUCAGCUGUUUAUACUGCAUACUUGAAUGUUAUAUUUUCACCACUGUAUAUAGAAAUUGAUAAAGGUUUAUUUGUAUCUGUUGCAUACAAAAAAAAAGUUGGAAAUGAAAGUUUUUAUCAAAACUUUCAAGUAAGUGCAAUGUCUAGUUACGAUCCAGAUGAUCCAACAAUUGGAACUCAAAAUAUAACUUUUAGAUGGAGAUGCAAAAUUGCUUCAAAUUUUUCUGAUGCUAAAGUUGCUAUGGAGAACUUUACACUUUUAAAUUUCACAUUCUUAAGUGAUACUUGUUUUAAUAAAUCUUGGGCAGAUAUUUCUUCAACUUUUUCAGAAAUAGUUUUUAGUACACAACAGUUUUUAGAAGAUGUUAGUUAUCAUAUUGAAGUUUGUGGAACAAAGUAUGCAGGAAAAGAUGUAUUUUCAAACGAUUGCUACAAGACAAGCUGUUUUAUUCAAGAAGUUCUGAUUUCCGGAAGUUUUCCAACUGUUGCAAUAAAGUGUAUAUCUAAUUGUGAUACUAAACUGAAUUUUAAAGAACGCAUGGUGUAUUCAUUUAACUGUGAAGAUUGCGGCUAUCGAAGAUUAGAGGCUAAUUGGACUGUAGAAGAUGAAGCAGGAUAUUUUCCAGCAGAACUUUCAGUUCAAAAUGCAACUUCUACAGGAUUUUUAAUCCCUAGUCUUGUAAUUAAUAAAGAUAUUCUUCUUGAAUCAAAAAACUACACAUUUACUUUGAUGGUUGGUUAUGCAAACUCUGUCAAAAAAGUUAAAUUAAAGUUUAAAAAGUCAACUUGUUCUCAGCCUACUCCAGGAUAUUGCAUUAUCAACCCAGCAGAAGGAGUUGCCCUCGAAACAAAGUUUGUACUUAUUUGUGAUGGAUGGAGAGAUUCUGAUGGAUUGCUUAGCUACGCUUUUUAUUAUGAUAAUGGUCAGUCACAGCAAAUAAAACUUAGUAGUGUAACCUCAAUAGAUUAUCCCAUAUUAAAUGCAGGUACUACUGACCAACCAAGUUUAUUAAACUUUGUGAUGGGUCCAGGUGAUGAGAACAAUGAUUUCAAAAUCAGAAUCAUUAUAAAAGUGAUUGGAAAGUACCAAGCAUACACAGAAUAUGAUCUAUAUAUUAAGGUGUACCCAAAUAAUAAACCAUCGAAUUUCAAAAGCUUGAUAGCAAACAUAAACGUCAAUGAGACUCAAAGUGUUGCUAAUCUUGUUCAAGCAGUUAGCAAUAAUAUAAACAAAAACUUUGCAAACCAAUAUAAUAUCACUGCAUCAUCUGCUAAUGAAUUAUUUGGUAUGAUUGAUGAAGAUACAUUAAAACAACAAAAGCAACAGGAAUUGUCUGGUUUACAAGAAUUACGCACACAAUUAAUUGAUUUAAUGAACAAUUUGUUGCUAGAUGACUUGAAUUCUUUUAAAUCAAUAAGUGAUGCUUUAGUUGUUACAACACAAAACCCAUUAGAGAUUGUUCCUCAUGCUCAGAAUCAAGCAGCAUCUAUAGUAGAUAAACUAGCUAGAUUAUUCACCAAAAAAAAUCUGAAAGGUUUUGGUGCAGAAAAGUUUGAGACUAUAUCCCAGUCAUUUGUAAAUUCAAUUUCUAACUUGCUGCAACUUACUGUUCCAACACCAUCAUUAAACUAUGUGCAACAAGAUGAAAAAAUAGUGUCACAAUUAAUAAAAUCUAUGGAAAACUAUUUCACAGCAGUACAAUCAUACAAAGUUCCAGGUGAAAAUGUAACAGUAGGUGAAUCAAAACAGUUUGAUUUUUUGUUAAAAAAAGAUAUCUUUAUUGGUUUAAGUAGCAGUUUUAUUGGUUCAUCUGAUGGUGGUUUUUCUUUACCAGAUUCUAAAGAAUUGUUUAAUGAGUCUUUACAAAAUUCACAAAUUUCUAUUCAUAAUGUCAGAAUGAAAGAUGUUGUCUACACAUGGGAUACUAUUCGAUCUCAAAAUAUUCGUACAGAAACUCAAAGCCUUUUUUUUUCUGGUUCUAAUGGUCUUCCAAUAAAUGUGAGUAACAGAUCACAUUUAAUAAACAUGACAAUAAAAAAUAAACCUGAAACAAUGAAAGGGGAAAACAUAUCUUUAUCUAUGCCUAAUGAAGUAUACCAAGUUUCCCUUUCAAUAGCAUCAGGCUGUAAGCUGCUUUUAAAAUUUAUUUUUGCAAAUGAUGAAAAGAAUUUAACAAAUCUUAUUAUUUACAUCCAAUAUGGAAAAGUUGCAACAAAACUUGAUUACGACAUUAUGCUUAAUGUAUCUAUCAAACAAGGUGUUGUCAUGACAAAAAAUUACAACUUAACCAAGACAGCUGUAUUAAAUUUAAACAAUAACACAAAUCAAUACUCAACUAAAGUCUUACAAAGAAAUCAAGAUGUUUUGCUUCUUGAUGAUGGUGCAAUUAUGUUAUGGAAUUUUGACAAUUCAACAUACUCAUUUUUAAACAAAAGUGAACUUCAUUUAAUGUUUUUGUAUUCUGGCCCAAUGCCAGCUAAAAAGAUAGUUCAGAAUCCAUAUAAUUUUGAUGAGACAGAAUAUUUUGGAAAAUUUGAUUAUGAAAUGAAAUCAUUUUGUGUUGAAUGUAAUUACUGGAAUGAAGAUGCAAACAAAUGGAUGUCAGAUGGGUGUCAGCUUGAUGUUCAUCAAACAAGUUUUUUGAUGACCAAAUGUAGAUGCAAUCAUUUAACAACUUUUGGUGGAUUUUUUGUUGCUCCUAACCGUCUACCUACAAUUUCCAUAUCAAAAAUAAGAAAAGGAUAUGUAUUACUUGUAGCAGUUGUAACAGUAAUUUCAUUAUGGUUGCUCGGACUGUUAUUUACAAGAAGAUUAGAUAGAAAAGAUAUUUCAAAGAUUGGUGUUUGUCCACUUGCUGAUAAUCGGGAUGAAGAUACCUAUUUGUAUCAAAUCAUUGUAAAUACUGGUACUCGAAGAAAUGCUGGUACCAAAUCAAGCAUCUUUUUUAAUAUUGUUGGCAACUUAAAUGAUAGUGGAGUAAGACAUUUAAAAGAUCCAGAAAGAGAAUGUUUUCAAAGAUCAAGUUGCGACAUGUUUAUUAUGGCUAUUCAGAGUACUCUUGGUGAUUUAGAUUUUAUUCAUUUGUGGCACGAUAAUAGUGGUGGAGGUUGGUAUGUAAAAAACAUUAUAAUCAUUGAUCUUCAAACUGAGAAAAGAUUUGUGUUCAUAGGCCACUGCUGGAUUGCUGUGGAUCGUGGCAUGUGUAAGUUAGACUGUGUUUUACCAGUAGCAUCAUUUGAAGAAUCAACUAAUUCACUUUUUGUUUUUAAAAAUAAAGCACAGCAUAAAUUGCAUAAUGAGCAUUUAUGGUUUUCAAUCUUUUUUCGCUCCCCUAAAAGUAACUUUACUAGAUGUCAAAGGUUAUCUGUUGCAGUAUCUUUAAUUAUGACUUCCAUGAUGGUUAGCACAAUGUUUUAUCAACGUGUUCCUCAAGCAGCUCCAGCUAUAGAAAAUAAAGAUGGCAACUUCAUUAUUAAUCUGACACAGGUUUUUGUUGUAUUAGUUUCCACUUGCAUUAAGUUUCCAGUAAAUUUUAUACUUGUGAAGUUAUUUUGUUCAAUAAGAAAUUUUCCAAGAAAUGAUUCACAUAAUUGUUUAGCUUGUGAUACAAACAAUAUUGAUCGAAAAGAGUCAUGCGCUUGUGUACAUCUACUUGAAAACAACCAUUCACAACCAAACAAAAAAAAAAUGUGCAUUUCAUUUGAAAAAUGCAAAUUGUAUAUUGCAUGGUUUAUUUGUGCUGGAAAUAUUUUUUCUUGUGGCAUUAUCAUUUUUUGGUAUGGAAUUGCAUUUGGAAAUCAAAAAUCGUUGAAUUGGUUAGCAUGUGUAACUAUUGAUUUUGUUAAAAGUAUACUUGUAUUGGAUCCGUUAAAAAUUUUUGUUGUGGUUUUUGUUAUGGUUCUUGUUGUAAAAAAGAUUGAUGAUGAAACUGCAAAUGGUGAAGUUGAGAAGCAAGGUAAAAGAUUAGCUUUUGAUGAAAAUUGGCUUCACAAGCCUAAAGAUAAAUUAAAAAUUGAUAGUGAUCGCAUUACAAUGCAGCCUCUUGAUUAUUCUACAGUAAAAAAGAUGAGAGAGACAAGGCUAAAGCACCAGAAGAUGCACACUAUAGUUACAGAACUUUUUUUGUUCAUUUUCUAUGCAUGCUUAGUGCUUUUCCUAGGUUAUUUUUCACGUGGUAGUCUCACUUUUUAUCAAACUCGCAAUGUUAAAGAACUUUUUAAUUUGAAAUUAAGAUUGCCAGCAAAUCCAAACAUCCCAUUGUUUCAUAGCAAAGUAUUUAAUCAGAUUCAAUCAUCAAAAGAUUUUUGGUAUUGGAUGGAAGAAUUUUUUUUACCUCAAGUUUUUCCUGAACCUUGGUAUAACUUGAGUGAUUUUAACACCAAUACAAACAUGAAAGAUUUUCCUGGAAAAUUGUUUUUAAACGAUCUUACCUCAAAAAUUGUGAAUGGAAUACGAAUUAGACAAGUUCGCAUUAAGACAAACUCUUGCACAAAAGCCGACUCAAUUUCUAAGUUCAUUGCUAUAAACUGUUUGUCUCCGUAUAAAACUGCAUUAGAAGAAACAAGAGGCUUUGAUUUGAAUUGGACUAUUCCAAAACAUUAUAACUCUACAAUUAAUACUUUGACAAUGCCUUGGAGGUUUCAAACCUGGAAAGAACUUGAUGGCUAUCCAUACACAGCUAGUUUAGACACUUACUAUGGUGGAGGUUAUGUCAUAGAAAUUUUUUCUAAAUGGAAAAAUCAGGUUAUACUUGAUCAAGCUAAAAAUCAUAGAUGGAUUGAUAGACAAACGCGAGCUAUAUUAAUUGAAUUUGCUUUGUUUAAUGGUGCUACUAAUAGUUUCAACAUGGUUACAAUGGCCUUAGAGUUUCUAGCUUCUGGUGGAGUUGUUCCUAAUUUCACAGUUCUGACGUUCAAUUUGUAUGCAUCAGUGAGUGGAUCAAAGGUUUUGUUGGGUUUCCAUAUUCUUUUUAUCUUGAUGACUAUAUUAAUUACUAUUCGUGAAUCUCGCUUUUUAUAUCGAAAUGGCUGUAAAUACUUUGUAGAGUUUUGGAAUUUAGUGGAAGUUGCAUUGAUAAUAUUUUGUAUUAUUGCUGUAGGACUUUUUUUUUAUAAAGAUUAUCUAGCCAAAGUUUUAUUGCAACGGCUUCCAGAUAAAAAACCACAAGUGUUUAUCAACUUUCAGUUUGCAUCUUACUGUGAUAUGAUGUAUGUUUGCAUUGUUUCCCUUAUUGUUUUCUUUGUAACUUUAAAGUUCAUUAAGCUUUUGCAGUUCAACCAUCAUGUUGCAAUGAUAUCUUAUACUUUAAAAUCUGCUUGGUAUCCUUUAUCAAUGUUUGGAAUUGUCUUUUUUAUCAUUUUGUGUUCAUUUGUUACUUUUUCUAAUAUUGCGUUUGGUGCAUUAAUGGGUGAGUACAAGACUUACAACGAAGCAAUUGUUUCAACAGUUUCAUUAUUAUUGGGAAAAUUUAGUUUUAAUCAAUAUGAACGUGCUAAUAUUGUUCUUGGCCCAUUAUUUUUUUUUGGUUUCAAUGUUGUUGUAAUUUGGAUCAUAAUGAAUAUUUUCAUAUCCAUUUUAAAUGAUGCUUUUAGCAUGGUUCGUACAAAUUCUGAGUUCCAGAAUAAUGAUUAUGAGAUAGUUGAUUUUAUAUUGGAAUGCAUUAAAGGUUGGUUUAAACAUAGACAAAGAAAACCACUGACGCAGGCACAAGUACAAUCAGAAAAAAAAUUUUACUCAAAAAGUAAAAUUAUACAAGUUGCGGAAUAUGAUCAUAAACGUUUAAAAGAAAGCGAUUCCAUCAGAAAAGUAGAAUAUAAAAACAUAUAUGAUGUUGAAUUAAAAAACACUUUAUGCGAAGAUUUGUUAUCGAAAUUCGAUUACUUAUUGAAUGAGAGCAAACUCGAUAAUGAAAUAAGUGAAACAAUCGAUCAAAUAUUCGAUAAAGAUUUAUUUAAAAAGUUUAUGAAUUGCAUGAAGGUUGUCUAUAAUAUUAAUAAUAAAAAAGCCAAACGUAAAAAAAUGAAUGAUGUUAUUAUAAUGGACAUAGAGGAUGAAAUAUUUUAAUUUUUUUUUUUAAUUUUAUGUUUUUCUAUUUGUUUUUUUUAUUAAACCAACAAAUUG
Messenger RNA from Hydra vulgaris (swiftwater hydra), 8609 nucleotides. The record is from RefSeq and is a predicted model, not a curated record. NCBI's taxonomy places the organism in Eukaryota, Metazoa, Cnidaria, Hydrozoa, Anthoathecata, Hydridae.